Raphanus sativus (radish) is the source of this 1225-nucleotide messenger RNA. RefSeq names its product probable BOI-related E3 ubiquitin-protein ligase 2. Gene Ontology annotation, biological process: regulation of programmed cell death. The coding region runs from base 166 to 1104 and encodes 312 amino acids. The transcript has 3 exons. NCBI's taxonomy places the organism in Eukaryota, Viridiplantae, Streptophyta, Magnoliopsida, Brassicales, Brassicaceae. The record is from RefSeq and is a predicted model, not a curated record. Gene Ontology annotation, molecular function: ubiquitin-protein transferase activity.
CUCGUUUCGAUUUGGUCUUUUCUCUUUCGAAGAAUAAAAAAAAAAAGAGAGGAAAAGCAAAGGCCCUCUUCACGCACGCAUAACAAAACGCAUGCAUUUCUUUUAAAACUUCUUCCUCUCUCUCUCUCUCUCUCUCACAAAUUACUCAAACCUCUCUUUCUUUCCAUGGCUGUUGAUGCUCACCAUCUCCUUCUCUCUUCUCCUCAACUCUUCCCCAGCAGAGAUUUAAUAGUGAUGAACAGUAACAACAACAACAACAACAACACCAUGGUACCGACUAAUGGAGGUUUCUCCACGAACAUUCAAAACGGUUACGGCUUCUCAUUGACAGACGAUUCGCCUCCUCCUCUUCUGUACGGCGGCUCCUCACCCGCCGAUUCGUUCACUAAUUACUACGCCGAUGGUGCUAAUGUACUCCAGACUAGAAAACGCUCCAGAGAUUCAAGAUCCGAUUACUAUCAUCAGUCACCAUCUCCUUUUGCGUUUCUCGGCCAUGACAUUGAUCUCUCCUCUCACAUCAAUCAGCAACAGCACGAUAUCGAUCGAUUCGUCUCCCUUCACAUGGAGAGAGUGAGAUUCGAGAUCGAAGAGAGGAGGAAGAGGCAAGCGAGGACGAUCGUGGAGGCGAUAGAGCACGGUCUCGCGAAGAGGCUCCGAGCCAAGGAAGAAGAGCGAGAGAGAAUCGGGAAGAUGAACCACGCGCUCGAGGAGCGAGUGAAGUCUCUCUCCGUCGAGAACCAAAUCUGGCGGGAUCUCGCUCAGAGCAACGAGGCGACCGCUAACAACCUCCGCAACAACCUCGAGCAGGUCCUGGCGCAGGUUAACGAUCUAACAAACGGCGCAGGAUUAUUAGGUAACGCCGCUGGGGAUGAUGAUGAUGAUGCGCAGUCGUGUUGCGGGAGUAGCACGGGUGGAGAAGAAGCGGUUAGGCGCACGGUAGCGCCAGGACGGAUGUGCAGAAACUGUGGGGAGGGGGAAUCGUGUGUGUUGGUCUUACCGUGCAGACACUUGUGCUUGUGUGGAGUCUGUGGGUCCAGUGUGCACACGUGUCCCAUCUGUAGAUCUCCCAAAAACGCUAGCGUUCAUGUUAACAUGUCACCUUGACCCCCCCGUUUAUGGAAACUAUUCUCUUUUCUUUUUGUUAAUGGAUGCUUUUAUUUUUUUAUUUUCUCUUGAACAAUUAAUUGUAAGGAAAUUAAUAGAAAAAUCUUUUUUAGAUAAGAAA